AUGGUUGUCAAAGCUAUCACCUCCCUCGCUGAAUUCAGGACCCUGGUCAACAGCGGAAAGCCCAUCCUUGUCGACUUCUGGGCUACCUGGUGCGGUCCUUGCAAGGCCGUCUCUCCUAUCUUUGAGCGAUUCUCCAAUGAUGCUCCCAACGGCAUCGAAUUCUACAAGGUCGAUGUUGACGCGCAGGCCGACAUUGCUCAGGAAGUAGGCGUCCGUGCUAUGCCUACAUUUUAUCUUUUCAAGGGUGGCAACAAGGAGGGCGAAGUAGUUGGCGCCCGCCCACAGGAACUUGAAGCUCUUGUCAAGAAGGGCGCGUCUCUGAUCUAA
This is a messenger RNA of Psilocybe cubensis, 327 nucleotides long. RefSeq lists its product as uncharacterized. Gene Ontology annotation, molecular function: protein-disulfide reductase activity. The transcript is spliced from 4 exons. Bases 1 to 327 code for a protein of 108 amino acids. The record is from RefSeq and is a predicted model, not a curated record. NCBI's taxonomy places the organism in Eukaryota, Fungi, Basidiomycota, Agaricomycetes, Agaricales, Agrocybaceae.